AUGAUGCAGAGAGGUGAUCGAACAGCAAGGGAACCACACCCAGACCCCUAUGCGAAACAUAUAAAUAUGUACCCACAAUCCAAUAUACAGCACACUAAAAAUGCAAAUACUCAAAACUCAAACAGUGCUCCUUAUCCAAUCGAUGAUAUGGGCCAGAGUUCCCUUCCUCCUCCUGUGACUUCAAGUUCAAAUGUUCGUCCACCGAUGCUGAUGAAGAAUACUGAUGCUUCUAUGUCUUCUUUAUCCUUCCAUUUGCAAAAUUUAUCUGUUAAUGAACAAAAGAAAGAAAGUCCAAAAUCUCUGGACCCUUAUGAUGUUCCAUUUCAGUUUAAAGAUGAGAUACAGAGUAAUCCAUCACCACAAAAGCCACAAUUAAAUGCUAAACGAAUACAACAAGAAGAGAAAAUUGGAACGUCACAGGAUGCGGUAGAAUAUCGUAGACUUUACGAAUUAAUAAUAAAGGAUACACCUACAUUCACACCAACGCUACAAAUGCAAUGGUGUGAAACAUUACUCCUGUAUUCGUUCAAGGAAGACUUUAUAGCAAAUUAUAAUAUAAAUGCUGAAAAAUUACCAAGGACUUUGAACUCUUCAGAGUCAAUAAAAAAUCAAAAAAUAUUCUUGGAACAUUCCUUUAAAGUAUUAACUAAGUUAAUUCAAUUGAAAUAUCCACAAGCCAUUUAUUUAAUGGGUACGCUGUACUCUCAUCAACCAUAUUUGCAAGGUAUUAAGAACAAAAACAUUGUAUCCAAAAAUGAUCUAAAGGCUCUACAGUAUUACAUGAAGGCGGCCAAUUUAAAUCAUUCAGAUUCAUGUUACAGGACUGCAAUAUCAUUUGAGUACCAGAAGGGAACACCACCUACAUGUGCUAAGGAGAAAUGCUUACAAAUGUCAUUACAAUAUUAUGAACUAGGAGCUCAAUUAAAUAGUCAGGCUUGUAUGUACAAAUUAGGGAUGGCAUAUCUGUAUGGUUUAGAAAAGGAACCUACGCUGUAUCCGGCCAGAGACAUCAGAUUAUCUGUAAGCUAUUUCCAAAAAUGUAAUACUGCACAAUCCAAUUAUGAAUUAGGAAAAUUUUAUGAGCAAACGACGUUGCCCAUACCGAUACAAAAUGAUUUACAAUCACAAGGGAUAAUACGAGAUAGUAAUCUAGCAUUACGAUAUUAUCACGAGUCCGCCACUAAAUUCAAUUAUCCGCUGGCACAAUGGAAGUUAGGCCAUUGUUAUGAAUUAGGUGAACUAUCCCUUCCAAUUGAUGCACAAAAAUCAAUUGCUUGGUAUCAUAAGGCAGCUACGCCAAGAGACUCUUCACAAAAGGGGAAUCCCAUGGCUAUGCUGGCUAUUUCAGGUUGGUAUUUAACUGGUGCACCAGGUGUAUUAAAGCCCAACUAUAAUGAAUCCUUUCAAUGGUUAUAUCGAUCUGAGAAGAUUUCAGAAGGGAAAUUACCAAGAGUGGAGUUUAUAUUGGGUUCAUACUAUGCCAAUGGUAUUGGUUGUGAUCGAAAUCUGAAUUUAGCCAAGAUACAUUUCCAAAUUGCUGCCAAUUUGGGGUUCUUACGAGCCAUUGAGGCUUUAAAAAGGUUUAAUUGA
This is a messenger RNA of Naumovozyma castellii, 1590 nucleotides long. RefSeq names its product Ack1p (gene ACK1). The record is from RefSeq and is a predicted model, not a curated record. The coding region runs from base 1 to 1590 and encodes 529 amino acids. The transcript has a single exon. NCBI's taxonomy places the organism in Eukaryota, Fungi, Ascomycota, Saccharomycetes, Saccharomycetales, Saccharomycetaceae.